AAAUCUGAGAGCAGAGAAGAAGAAGAAGAAAACAAAAACAAAAACUUCUCUUCUCUCCUCAGCUUCCAGUUAUUACUAUUAUUAUACUACUACAAAAACUCUUUUUCAAACAAACAAACCAGUACAGUGUGUACAGUCACUUGUCUCUUCUACUUCACUUCAGUUUCUGGGUCUCUUCCUUUAUUUCUUUCUUUUUCUCAGUAAUGGGUUCUAGAUUUCAAUGGCAAUGAUUUGUUUUAACUUGUCCCUCUCGAGUUCUGAACUGGGUUUUUGUUUAUUUUUUGUUCAUUCAACUUGUUCUUGUACAUAGAAAUCUGAUCUGUCAGUUUUCAUCUUUCUAUAGAUUCUGCGAACACCCAAAAAAAACAGUAGUUAGCAAUGGAGAACCCCAAAAACUUUUCAGUUGUACAAAUCAAAUCAUCACCAGAGUUUUCAGAGAAAGAAAAAGUUAACAAGAACAGCAAAAGAUACAAAUGGAUUCUUCUUUUAAAAGCCCACAAACUCAUUGUUUUCCUUACUUGGUUCACUAAUGGGUUUAGAGCUUUACAUUCAAAGAUUAAGAAAAGAAUUGCAAAUUCGGAAAAAAUACAUAACAACAGAGGAAAGUUAUACAAGUUCAUUAGGAUUUUUCUUAUCAUUUCAAUGGCAGCUUUGAUCUUUGAGAUUAUUGCUCAUUUUCAGAAUUGGAAUUUACGUUUGAUCCAACCAAUGGAAGUUGAAGGUCUGCUUCAUUGGUCUUAUGUUGCUUGGUUGUCAUUCAGAGUUGAUUAUAUUGGUCCUGUUGUGAUAAUGCUUUCGAAAUUCUGUAUUGUCUUGUUCAUGAUUCAAUCACUUGAUCGUUUUGUUCAAUGUAUGGGCUGGUUUUGGAUCAAGUUUAAGAGAAUUAAGCCGGUUAUCGAAGAACCCCCGAAUACUGAUGAUCCUUCAAGCUAUCCUAUGGUUCUUGUUCAGAUUCCAAUGUGCAAUGAAAAAGAGGUGUAUGCGCAAUCAAUCUCGGCUGCCUGUCAGUUAGAAUGGCCAAAAGAUCGAGUGCUAAUUCAGGUCCUAGAUGACUCAAACGAUGAGACUGUGCAAGUACUAAUCAGGAAUGAAGUCAACUAUUGGCACGAGAAAGGAGUGAACAUAAUUUACAGGCACCGAUUUGAUCGUACCGGGUAUAAAGCUGGGAAUCUUAAUUCAGCGAUGACUUGUGAUUAUAUCAAAGAUUAUGAAUUUGUGGCUAUAUUCGAUGCCGAUUUUCAGCCAAAUUCAGACUUCCUUGUACAGACAGUUCCUCACUUCAAGGGCAAACCCGACGUAGGCCUUGUGCAAGCUCGCUGGUCAUUUGUGAACACAGAUGAAAACCUGCUUACAAGGCUCCAAAAUGUGAAUUUAUGUUUCCAUUUUGAAGUGGAACAACAAGUUAAUGGUCAUUUCUUGCACUUCUUUGGAUUCAACGGAACUGCAGGCGUCUGGAGAAUUAAGGCUCUAGAGGACUCUGGAGGAUGGUUAGAGAGAACCACUGUGGAAGACAUGGAUAUUGCGGUGAGGGCUCACCUGAACGGGUGGAAGUUCAUUUUCCUCAAUGAUGUCAGGGUUCUUUGUGAACUACCAGAGUCUCAUGAGACAUACAAGAAACAACAACACCGCUGGCAUUCAGGUCCUAUGCAACUCUUUCGAUUAUGCCUUCCAAGUAUCAUAAGAUCAAAGAUUUCCAUUUGGAACAAGUUGAACCUGAUAUUUCUAUUUUUCCUUUUACGGAAACUGAUUCUUCCAUUAUAUUCCUUCACAUUGUUCUGCAUUAUUCUUCCGUUGACAAUGUUCGUACCCGAGGCAGAACUACCUGUUUGGGUAAUCUGUUACAUACCCAUUUUCAUGUCAUUCCUAAAUAUCCUGCCUUCACCACAGUCAUUUCCUUUCUUAAUACCUUACCUACUUUUCGAGAACACAAUGUCUGUGACCAAAUUCAAUGCAAUGAUCUCGGGACUCUUCCAGUUAGGUAGUGCCUAUGAAUGGGUGGUAACGAAAAAGACUGGACGAUUAUCUGAAGUCGAUUUAGUGUCAAUGGCAGCUGAAAUGGAAUUCAAGUCAUCAAACCAUCAAUCUCUUCUUCAGAGAAGAGCUUCUGAAUCAGGUUUAGAGUUGUUGAAAAAGCUACGAGAGCAUGAAGAAGCCCCGGUGGUUAAAAAGAAGAGGAACAGACUUUACAGGAAGGAACUCUUUCUUGCUUUCCUUUUGCUUACUGCCUCCGCGAGGAGCUUGUUAUCAGCUCAUGGUGUUCAUUUCUAUUUCUUGCUGUUUCAAGGGCUCUCAUUUCUGGUCGUGGGUCUUGAUUUGAUAGGGGAACAAGUGAACUAAUAAUAGUAUCAAUUUAUAUAAGAUAAAUGAGAGACAGAGAGUAGUUUGCAAUUGCAUCAAGUACUCUUUUGAGCUUUCAGACAUUCAAAUAAUUUAUACUGUAAUUUGGCGAAUUAGUCAAAUUUUCAUCAAUCUGUUUUUAUUGGAUUAAUUUUUAUA
Papaver somniferum (opium poppy) is the source of this 2496-nucleotide messenger RNA. Its product is annotated as xyloglucan glycosyltransferase 4-like. The transcript has 4 exons. Gene Ontology annotation, cellular component: Golgi apparatus. Lineage: Eukaryota; Viridiplantae; Streptophyta; Magnoliopsida; Ranunculales; Papaveraceae. Bases 379 to 2337 code for a protein of 652 amino acids. The record is from RefSeq and is a predicted model, not a curated record. Gene Ontology annotation, molecular function: glycosyltransferase activity.